This is a messenger RNA of Beta vulgaris subsp. vulgaris (sugar beet), 3583 nucleotides long. RefSeq names its product protein MEI2-like 5. Lineage: Eukaryota; Viridiplantae; Streptophyta; Magnoliopsida; Caryophyllales; Amaranthaceae. The record is from RefSeq and is a predicted model, not a curated record. Gene Ontology annotation, molecular function: RNA binding. The transcript has 13 exons. Bases 452 to 3025 code for a protein of 857 amino acids.
CUUCAAAAUUUUCUCUCUCCUCACAUCAAUCAUUCUCGACUUCUCUCUCUCUUCCCCUGUCUAAUGUCUUCCUCCAAUCAUACAUCACAACACUUUGAAAAUAAUUUCAAUUUUCAAGUGAAGAAGAGAAAAGAAUUUUAGUGAGAGAAGCAAUCUCUAAGAGUAAGACCAAAAUUACCCAUUAAUCCAAAACACAAAACCCAACAAAUUCUCUUUCUUCACGUCUCUCUUUCAUUUCAUUUCCUUUUUUUUUUUUCCUUUUUCUCUUCCUCUUGGAAAAAAAAAGAUCAGUUUUUUUUUGUGCUUAAUUUUGAGUUUCGUGUCAAAAUUUGUUGAUGAAAUUUCCUUUAUGCAUGUAAUUGCUCUGAAACUCUCUCACAUUUGUCCUGGUGUUUUACUGACUUCAUUAACUCCGAUUCCGUUGACCUGUUUUUAGGAGAGUAACUAUUAGAUGGUUCAGCAUGGUGAAGAUUCCAUUUUAGGCUCUUGGAAGAUUCCAUUAGUGGGUAAACCCAAAGUUAUGGGAACUAAUCCAUGGAAUAUUCGUCAAAGCUCUGUGUUUCAUACCUCAAGCGACGCUUCCUUAUUUUCCAGCUCAUUGCCUGUUCUUCCUCAUGAGAAGUUAACCACAAAUGAUCCCGGGAAUGGUCGCCAAGCUGCUGAUGAUGCCGCAGCAGGAUUGAAUAAAGUGGACCCAGAUGCUGAGGAAAAUGAUUUAGAUGACGAUAUUGUAAACCUUACAUUUGGUUAUGUGCUACCUGGCGAUGAAGAUGAGCUUUUUGCUGAUAUAGCGAAUGAUUACGAGUUUACUGCAUCAACUAACCAGAUGGAUGAUUUGGAGGAGGGUGAUUUUUUCGGUAAUUUGGGAGGGAUGGAGCUGGAGAAUGAUAUGCAGGAUAACUUAAGCCUAGAUUUGUCCAAGAUCAGCCUCUCUGAUGGCAUGACUGUUAAUGGAAUGAUUCACUAUGGCCCUGCUAAUGCGGGAUCUGUUGCCGGAGAGCAUCCAUAUGGGGAGCACCCUUCCCGAACUUUAUUUGUCCGUAAUAUCAAUAGCAACGUGGAGGAUUCUGAAUUAAGAACUCUUUUCGAGCAAUAUGGUGAUAUCCGAACUCUGUAUACAGCAUGCAAACAUAGAGGCUUUGUGAUGAUAUCUUAUUAUGACAUUCGCGAUGCUCGAUCAGCCAUGCGGGGAUUACAGAAUAAACCGUUGCGUCGACGGAAGCUUGACAUACACUUCUCAAUCCCUAAGGAUAACCCGUCUGAGAAGGAUGUUAAUCAGGGAACACUAGUGGUCUUUAAUCUGGACCCAUCAGUUUCAAAUGAGGAAUUGCGUCUAAUAUUUGGGGCUUAUGGGGAGGUCAAAGAGAUAAGGGAGACACCACAUAAGAAGCAUCAUAAAUUCAUUGAGUUUUAUGAUGUCAGAGCGGCAGAAGCGGCACUCAGGGCAUUGAACAGGAGUGAUAUAGCUGGCAAACGCAUAAAGCUUGAACCCAGCCGUCCUGGUGGGACACGUCGAAACUUGAUGUUGCAACUGAAUCAAGAGCUUGACCAUGAAGAAUCUCGAUUUCGGCAUCAUGUUGGCUCCCCAAUAACCAACUCUCCUCCUGCAGGUAGUUGGUUGCAGCAACUAAGCAGUCCUGUUAAACAUAACUCAAUGCACACUUUAAGCAGAUCCCCUGGAUACAGGACAAUGAGCCCUACAACCAACAGCCAUCUAGCUGGAUUGGCAUCCAUACUGCACUCUCAAGCAUCUGGCUCACCGAAGCUUGCACCGAUUGGCAAGGAAUUUGGUAGGGGAAGCCAUAUUGAGCAAAUGUUUCCCAAUAAUUCUGAUCAGAGAAACAAUUUACACCCUGCACAUUCGUUUCCAGAACUAAAGUUAGGUGGCCAGCUGUCUGGCUCAGUAUCAUCAUUUGGUGCAUCCACUUCAAAUGGAUCUGCCAUCGAGACACUAUCUGGGCCCCAGUUUCUUUGGGGAAGUCCCACUACUUUUUCAGAGAACUCGAAGUCGACUGCCUGGGCAGCUCACUCGGUCGGGAAUCCUCUGUUAUCUAAUGGCCAUAGGCAUGGAUUUCCUUAUUCUAGUCGACACGCUCCUUAUGCCAGCUCAGCCCAGCAUCAUCAGCAGCAUGUUGGAUCGGCUCCUUCGGGUAUCCAUCAUCUAGAAAGGCACUUUGGCUUCUUUCCAGAAUCACCGGAUACAUCAUACAUGAACCCUGGUGGCUUUGGGGGCAUGAAUCUACCUCCUAAUAAUGGUAGUUACAUGAUGAAUGUCGGUCCUCGAUCUGCAAUGCAUGCUGGUAUUGCAAGUAACAUGUCUGAAAGCAAUUCCCCUAGCUUUAGGAUCAUGUCUUCACCAAGGCUUAGUCCUGUUUUCCUUGGUAAUGGUCCAUACUCUGGGCAAGCAGCUGGCAUGGAGUCUGAGCGCAAUCGCGGUCGACGGAUUGAAACUAAUGCAAAUCAGGCUGAAAGCAAAAAGCAAUUUCAAUUAGACUUGGAGAAGAUUGCUAAUGGUGAAGAUACCAGGACAACUUUGAUGAUUAAAAAUAUCCCAAACAAGUAUACCUCAAAGAUGUUGCUAGCUGCUAUUGAUGAAAAUCACAAGGGCACUUACGAUUUUAUCUAUCUGCCUAUAGAUUUUAAGAACAAGUGCAAUGUAGGUUACGCAUUUAUCAAUAUGCUGUCUCCGUUACACAUCAUCCCAUUCUAUGAGGCUUUUAACGGGAAGAAGUGGGAAAAGUUCAAUAGCGAGAAAGUUGCUUCCUUGGCAUAUGCUCGCAUUCAGGGAAGAGUAGCCCUGAUUGCCCACUUUCAGAACUCUAGCUUGAUGAAUGAAGAUAAGCGCUGUCGACCAAUUUUAUUCCAUUCAGAAGGUGAUGAAGCUGGCGAGCAGAUCAUCCAAGAGCAUAUGCCUUCAACUAGUUUUAACAUUCAGAUACGUCAGCCAAAUGACUCAGAACCAGGCGAUUUCUCAGGAAUCACCGGAAAGGAUGGUCUAGAAGAGAAACCCGAUAUGCUUAUGUAGGAGUAGAAGUGGCUCACCAUAACUAUACUCUGCAGGCUGGCUAAUCGGUGCUAACUUUGUCGUUACUCGUAUAUAUAAUGUUCAAGUGUACAAAUUAGGAAGAGGUUGAUAAAAGAAGUUGCUCUUUAAAAUGCAUUGAAGUAUCUUUAUUGUGUUUUGGAUCCGGACUCGUCUGUUUUUGCUUGAAAGCUCUGGAACCAGCAGCGGCAGCCAUGGUUUGGCAGAUGAUAUUCGGGACCGAAGACUGAACAGCUGAAAGCAAAUUUUCUUUUUCCGGAAAAAAAAACUUGUGUCAGCCAUCGAGUGGCCUGCUGAAGCUGUGAAUAUUUCCCCCUGCUUUGUUUUUUCACGUCAGGGUACCUAAAAUUUUUUGCGAUUUCUGAGUCGGAUCAAAUUGUGCAUAUAUGGUAUCCGUGACUCGGUCUGUAUGGCUUAUGGUUAUAGUCUGUAACUUUUGAGGAUUGUAUUGGCACGCUAUUUACAAGCCUUGUACAGUGGGAAAGGACCAUUGUCAUGGAACUCUGAGACUAAUAUAUAAAAAAUCUCUCUUUAUUUGAA